AAAUUCCCAAUUUUAAUUUUGAAUCACAAUUUACCUUCACCUGCUUUCUCCUUUUGCUAGCAAAUCUCAACAAUGGCGCAACAAGGACAAUACCCAACAAUCCCGACCCUUCAACCUUACACUCAACACCACCACCAGUACAUCCCUCCACCACAUCCGCCGCUUCAACCUCCACACCCCCACCACCAACCCCUAAACAUCCCUUACCCCCACCAAUACCACCACCACCACCCUCAUCAAUACGCCGAUUAUGCCUCUGUUCCUCAGCUUCAACACAUGCCUUUGCCCCCAAUUCAAUACCCCACUUACCCACCACCCCAUUACUCCGACCGACUGUCCUCAAAGCGUCCCCGUGAGCCCGUUUCGGACUCGGCCGAGGUGCCGUCCACGAAACGGCAAGCUGUGGGGAAUGAUAUUUUGUUUAGAGUUGUUGUUCCUUCUGGACAAAUUGGGAAGGUGAUUGGGAAAGGUGGUCAUAGGGUUCAGAAGAUUAGGGAUGAUACUAAGUCCACCAUCAAGAUAGCUGAUCCUAUUGCUCGAUACGAGGAACGUGUUAUAAUUAUUAGUUCUAGAGAGAAUGAAGCUGGGGGUAUCAGUGAUGCGGAGAAGGCUUUGCUUCAGAUAGCUUCUCUUAUCCUUGCGGAUGAUGGAACUAGUGCACCUGCAGUAAGCAUUGCUGCUGCAACUGAUCCCUAUGCUGCUUCUGGCAUCAGUGGAGGACAUGCAGUUGCAAAUUCAGUAAAGCUGUUAAUAGCUGGUUCACAAGCGGGUGGCUUGAUAGGGGUUUCAGGUCAGAACAUUGAAAAGCUUAGAAACUCUUCUGGUGCUACAAUUGCAGUUCUUGCGCCUAACCAAUUGCCUCUGUGUGCAUCUGCUCACGAAUCUGAUCGCAUGGUCCAGAUAUCAGGUGAAGUCCCAGCUGUAAUGAAAGCCGUAGAGGAGAUUGGUGUUGAACUUAGGCAAAACCCACCCAAGCAAGUAAUUUCAAUCAGCCCAACAUACAACCUGAGCAUUGCACGAGCAGCACAGAAUUAUAUGGACCCAAACGCUGCUGAAUAUGUGACAUUGGAUAUGGUAAUCUCGGAAACAAUGGUGGGAGGCUUGAUUGGCAGAGCUGGUUCCAACAUUUCGAGGAUUAGAACUGAAUCUGGUGCAAUGAUUAAGGUAUUUGGUGGAAAAGGGGAGAAUAAACAUAGGCAGAUCCAACUUAUUGGCUCAGCUCAGCAGGUAGCCUUGGCAAAACAGAGAGUUGAUGAAUACAUUUAUACUCAACUGACGCAACAACCUGCUGCUGAGCAGUCAGUUUAAAGCUCUCUUACCUCAAACUUUAUCAUUGAGAAACUUGGGUUUCCCGUCUUGCAGAUUGCCACAGUGAAGAUGAAGUUUGUCGCUUGCCAUAGCUAAUGCUUCUACCCACUUGCUUCUCGUGUGAAAGGUAACUUAGGAGUGUGUUUUUUUGGUAUAAAUAUGAGCAGCAACCUCUAUACUUUGAGGGGCAAGCAAAAAGGAUCACAUUCGACAGCCAUGCUUUAUCUUUGUUACUGGUUUUAUUUUUUACUUUCUCCUGGUUUAAAUUUUAAUUAAUAGGUUAUGUUUCUACUUUAUGAAAAACGAUGUGGUAUUUGCAUAGUUGAUGUAUUGGAUAUUGACAUUUAGACCUGGUGUAUGUACUAGAGACGUGCUCGUUUGGAUUACAGUAAUAGAUACUCCACAAACAAACUCUCAGUUCCGACUUUUGGAAGUUUUUGUGAUGAUAUUUUAUUUACUCGUAGAA
Spinacia oleracea (spinach) is the source of this 1774-nucleotide messenger RNA. RefSeq names its product flowering locus K homology domain-like. Gene Ontology annotation, molecular function: RNA binding. The transcript has 9 exons. Lineage: Eukaryota; Viridiplantae; Streptophyta; Magnoliopsida; Caryophyllales; Amaranthaceae. The record is from RefSeq and is a predicted model, not a curated record. Bases 73 to 1308 code for a protein of 411 amino acids.